Messenger RNA from Malus domestica (apple), 1345 nucleotides. RefSeq lists its product as uncharacterized. NCBI's taxonomy places the organism in Eukaryota, Viridiplantae, Streptophyta, Magnoliopsida, Rosales, Rosaceae. The record is from RefSeq and is a predicted model, not a curated record.
AAAACCAAAACCACCAAAGUCGAAAAAAAAUUUCAAAAGAAAAAAAGCCUCAUUCUUUCACUGAAUGCUUCGCAAAAAAUAAAAUUUUCAUUUGACUUUCUGUUGCAAACAAAGCUUUGAGCUUUUACCCUCCGUUGGUUCUUCUACUUCUACACAAAUUGUGGUGGUGGCUGUGGCCCUUCUGGGUGGUUGAAUCUUGGACUUUAAAGUUGAGAAAACUGAGAGAUUUUGGAAGCUACGAGGCUAUGAAAUUCCAGAGAGAAAUAUGACGUCUUUGAGUGGAUUGGGAAUUGGGUUGAGCGUGGUUUUUGGGUGCCUGCUGUUGGCACUUGUUGCAGAGCUUUACUACCUGCUAUGGUGGAAGAAGAGAGUCACCAACAGAGAGAUUGAGGAGGAAGAAGAUGAUGACUACAUCAGCAGCAACCAUGCAAAGGAAAUCUUCCAAUUUAAUUGCUUCAAAAAACCCAAUUCUCUUCACACCAGCAGCAAUCGAAAUUCAAAUUCCCAUGAGAAUUUGAGAGAGCCAGAUGUGAAUGUCAAUGGAAGUAGCGAGCCGGAUUUGGAACAGGGUUCUAGAAAGGAUUUGCUGUUGAAGCUCAAUGGGGAAGAAAAUGUGGAAAUCUCAGAGCUGAUGAGGCUGCACAAUCUGGCUGGCCCACCAAGGUUUUUGUUCACAAUCAAGGAGGAAGAAAAGGAGGAUUUGGAAUCAGAAGAUGGGAAAUCUAAAAGUAGCAGAAAAGGGUCAAGAACUAGAAGCUUGAGUGAUAUAAUUUUGGCUGUGGACACACCUUUUCUCUCCCCUAUGCCCUCCCCAUCAGUAAAACUUUCACCUUUGAGCAAUUUGGAGGCCUACAAACACCAUGGAUUCAACCCCCUCUUUGAAUCCUCCACGGAGGCUGAGAUGAACAGGCUGAAAUCUUCACCCCCUCCAAAGUUCAAGUUCUUGAGAGAUGCAGAGGAGAAGCUGCUGAGGAGAUUGAUGGAGGAAGCUGAGAAAAGGGCAGCUAAAAAUGGCGGUACUGGAGCUUCUGCAGCUCAAGAUUGUGGGGCUAAAGCUUCAACAAAUUCAACAAUGACAGCAGAAGAGAGAGAGGGGUCUUUUAUAAGACUCAUUGUUGGCAACAACAAGGAGAAUCAUCAGAAUCCUCCAAGCUCUUCCAAGGUACUUCCACUGGUUUCUUCUCCUGCAUGUUCAACCCAACUUGACAAGAUGGGGCAAUUAGAUCUCUGUUAAUUACCAAGAGAUAUCUGUUAAUUCUUUUCUUCUGUUAAUUAGUUUUGAAAGAGGAUUUUACUUCUGUAUUAAUCUUAGAGGUUGAAAGGGUUUUUUAUCUUCUUCAUUACA